Molecule: messenger RNA, 456 nt
Organism: Triticum turgidum subsp. durum (durum wheat)
Lineage: Eukaryota; Viridiplantae; Streptophyta; Magnoliopsida; Poales; Poaceae
Source: the annotation of a GenBank genome assembly
AUGGAGAACCUGAUCUCGCUUGUCAAUAAGCUGCAACGCGCCUGCACGGCGCUCGGCGACCACGGAGAGGAGAGCGCCCUCCCCACCCUCUGGGACUCGCUACUGUCCAUUGCCGUCGUCGGAGGCCAGAGUGGUUCAAGCGCAUCUCAGUACAAGUGGGUAUACAAUUACCAGAUGCGGUUCUGUAUUUUGACAUUUGAACUCCUUUGGCACACUGUAGAGUUCGGGCAAAUCUUCAGUGCUGGAGAGCAUUGUUGGAAAGGAUUUCCUGCCCAGGGUUCAGGCAUUGUCACCCGUCGCCCACUGGUUCUGCAACUCCAUAGGAUUGAUGGGGACAGGGAGUAUGCAGAGUUCAUGCAUGUCCCCAGGAAGAGAUUCACCGAUUUCGGUAAUUCCUCUAUUCUUUGUCUUAUUUCCAAGUGCUAUGUUGCUGAUGAUAUUAAGAUUGAUGCAUGA